AUGUCCAUCGGGGCGAAUGCGGUGAUGAAUGUGCAAAAUGGCUUCACAGCCAAACUCAUCCGAUUCGUGCCGCACUUUGUGUCGCUCCGACUCAGUUGGACGCACAACGAUCUGAAGGCCGAGGGACUCGAGCAGUUCGUCGAAGAGUACCUUCCUGCCAUUCGGGAGAACAAUCCGCAAGUCAAGUACUUCCUCCAGCGCUCCUACACCACCUGCGAUCCGUUCGUUGUCGGAGAGUGAGCAAGAUUAUCUCAGUUCUAAUGGACACAUUUCCUUUGUUCCAGAUACAACUGGCUCCGUCAUCGCAAGAAGCGCGUCAACUGGAAGUCUAAGGCGCAAGUGCUUGCGAUGGUAGAAGAGAUGUCGAUCGGAGGAGACUUCCGGGAAGGUAAUCUUAUCUGCCCCUAUGUUUCCGUCUUCAAUCCGCACUUUCAGGCUACAAGCGAGGCGUAAACCGUCGUCUGCCACGUGGACAGGAGCUGUGGGACACCGAAACGAUGGGACAUGACGUGUUCAACGUGUCGAGCAAGUGGAAGGCCGACGUUCCGGAGGAAGACGAGCUUCCGAUCACUGCCAAGACUCAUCCGCACUUCAGCUACAGAAAAUAUUAG
Molecule: messenger RNA, 611 nt
Organism: Caenorhabditis sp. 36 PRJEB53466
Lineage: Eukaryota; Metazoa; Nematoda; Chromadorea; Rhabditida; Rhabditidae
Source: the annotation of a GenBank genome assembly